Molecule: messenger RNA, 933 nt
Organism: Cylindrotheca closterium
Lineage: Eukaryota; Bacillariophyta; Bacillariophyceae; Bacillariales; Bacillariaceae
Source: the annotation of a GenBank genome assembly
AUGAGUGCUUCACUACGUUCUAAGCAAACGCAGAGAUUUGUCACGACGAGUCUUCGAGCAAUUUCUUCCACAGCAAAGACAGAAUCUACGUUGACAGGACAAGGUUCUCGCGUGUCGUCCUGGAAUCAUGGCAGUAAGAAGAAGAAUCAGAAUACUGUCGGUUCCACUCCCACUCGCAACGUUUCAGGUACAUCCUCGUCGGUUGCUGGAGACGACUUUCCCAUGAAAUUGUCUCACUUGGUUCAGAGUCGCAGGGAGUAUCAUCAUGCUGAACAUCAUCAUCAUGCUGAACAUCAUCAUCAUGCUGAACAUCAUCAUCAUGGUGAUGAUCACAAUGCACAAGAACCAACACUCCGAGAGAAAUGGACCAAACUUGCCUCACUUACUAUGGAUCCUUACAUCGGAGAAAUGGCGGAAAAUGUUGUGAAAUGUCAAGAAGCAUUGCCACAGACAUUGAGCCAAGCCUUGUCCGACUCGAGACCUUGUAUGGUUGCAUCCAUCCACAAUCCCUUUACCAUUGUCAAUGUGAACGAAGCUUGGUGUCAUGCGUAUGGAUAUUCCAAGGAAAACGUUUUGAAUCAAAACAUGGUGAAAUUACUUGGCAACUCACAAGCAUUGGAAGACUUUGUAUUGGAACAAGUUCUACUACUGUUGCAUGAAUCGCCGUCAUCCGCAGAAACUCCAAUUAUUGCAAGUACAACCCAUUAUACAAAAGAUGGAACUCCUGUCAACGAACCGUUGAGGAUGGGAACUCUUUCCAUUGGCGGUAGUGCCAAUGUCUCGGAUCGUUACAUUGUAUGUGUGACAGAAAUGGACUAUAAUUUUGCCCCUGAUGCCACAAGCAACAACUUUAAUAAUAAGAUGAUUACCAGUCUGGAGGAUCAUCGUUUGCAGCAUGACGUGGGCUUUGGACAUGUUACUGGUUUGGCCUGA